Messenger RNA from Momordica charantia (bitter melon), 2479 nucleotides. NCBI's taxonomy places the organism in Eukaryota, Viridiplantae, Streptophyta, Magnoliopsida, Cucurbitales, Cucurbitaceae. The record is from RefSeq and is a predicted model, not a curated record.
GUGAAAUGCAUGUGUGGCAGCCAUGGAUCUGUAGGACUCACAAGUCCCAAGUACUUUCUCUUCCCGUUCUCGGAGUCAGCAUAUUCUCCAAAGAUCUUCUCUCAACUCAAAUCUCCCUCUUUCUCUCGCGCCCACACUCUCAGGGGACUCAUCAGUUUCCAUUCUCCUCGUCUUCAAUGGCUUCUUACUCCGUCAGGCUCCACAAUCUCCUCUCUUCCCCGCUCCGACCACGAUCAUCACCAUCUUCUUCCCAUGGAGUUUCAUUUCAACCACUCCCUCCCUCUACAGCCUUCAUUUCAUCCCCGCUUCUGCUCUCUUCUCCUCCCGCGCCUCCUACAAUUACCUCCCACUCUACCGCCAUCAAAGCCUCCUCCUCUCCCGCCAUUGUUGCCGGCUCUCAAGGUUUCAAGAUUGAUUUGAUUCCGACCAAGCCGAUAGAGGGCCAGAAAACUGGAACCAGUGGUCUCCGAAAGAAGGUGAAAAUAUUUAUGCAGGAAAAUUACCUUGCGAAUUGGAUCCAGGCGCUGUUCGAUUCCUUGGCACCAGAGGAUUACAAAAAUGGGCUGUUGGUUUUGGGGGGCGAUGGUCGCUAUUUUAAUAAAGAAGCUGCACAGAUUAUUAUCAAAAUUGCUGCAGGAAAUGGUGUUGGAAAAAUAUUGGUUGGAAAGGAAGGUAUUUUGUCGACACCAGCUGUUUCUGCUGUUAUACGAAAGAGGAAGGCCAAUGGAGGAUUUAUAAUGAGUGCAAGUCACAAUCCUGGUGGGCCUGAAUAUGACUGGGGUAUUAAGUUUAAUUACAGCAGUGGGCAGCCUGCACCUGAAUCAAUAACAGACAAAAUAUAUGGGAACACUCUUUCUAUCUCUGAAAUAAAAUUAGCUGAUAUUCCCGAUGUUGACCUCUCUUGUCUUGGAGAAAUUAAUCAUGGGAGCUUCAGUGUUGAAGUUGUGGAUCCUGUUUCUGACUAUUUGGAGCUGAUGGAGAAUGUAUUUGAUUUUCCACUCAUAAAAAGUCUGCUUUCACGUUCGGAUUUCAGGAAUCAAUUUCUAAUGGAGUGCCUCUAGAAGAUUUUGGGCACGGACAUCCGGAUCCUAAUCUUACGUAUGCUAAGGAUUUGGUCGACAUUUUGUUCAGUGAGGACGCACCUGAUUUUGGAGCUGCCAGUGAUGGAGAUGGUGAUAGGAACAUGAUACUGGGUAGGGGUUUUUUUGUUACUCCUUCAGAUUCUGUUGCAAUUAUUGCAGCUAAUGCACAGGAAGCGAUUCCAUAUUUCAAGAAUGGUCCCAAGGGGCUAGCUCGUUCUAUGCCAACAAGUGGUGCACUUGAUCGUGUUGCUGCAAAGCUUAGUCUGCCAUUUUUUGAGGUUCCAACUGGCUGGAAAUUCUUUGGUAACCUUAUGGAUGCUGGGAAACUGUCAAUAUGUGGGGAGGAGAGUUUUGGAACAGGUUCCGAUCAUAUCCGAGAGAAGGAUGGCAUAUGGGCUGUGCUGGCUUGGCUUUCUAUAAUUGCAUUCCGAAACAAAGACAAGAAAAUAGGAGAGAAGUUGGUCUCAGUAUCAGAUGUUGUGAGGGAACAUUGGGCUACUUAUGGAAGGAACUUCUUUUCAAGAUAUGACUAUGAAGAAUGCGAGUCUGAAGGUGCUAAUAAAAUGAUAAAUCACCUUAGAGAUCUCAUCAGUAAGAGCAAGUCUGGUGACAGAUAUGGAAGUUAUGUCCUCCAAUUUGCAGAUGACUUUUCAUAUACUGAUCCAGUUGACGGAAGUGUGGCAUCAAAACAAGGUGUUCGCUUCGUUUUUUCAGAUGGAUCAAGGAUAAUAUACCGUUUAUCCGGAACAGGUUCAGCAGGGGCAACUGUAAGAAUAUACAUUGAGCAGUUUGAACCGGAUGUUUCUAAACAUGACUUGGAUGCCCAGACAUCUUUAAAACCAUUAAUCGAUCUGGCAUUGUCUUUGUCUAAGUUGGAGGAGUUCACUGGAAGGGAUAAACCUACAGUAAUCACUUAAGGGGAAAAUCUCAUGAUCUAUAGACUGGCCCGGAUUCCACAACAUGGAGGUCUAUAUCAUACAAGUUGGUGAAAUAAUCCAAAGAAGGUUUCCCGAUACAUUCACUCUACAAGUUAAAAACAAAAUCAUUGCUUGAGAACACAACCAAGAACAAGUUCUUGUCAUUCAAAACAUGUAGUACUUGUCCUCUGCCUAUAUUAACAGUAGGCUUGAAAAACUGACAGUUACUUAGUGCAUGUAUUUGGACUAGCUCUCGUUCACUUGUUUCUUCCAGCUGUUUGGUAUUGCAAACUUUUCUAUUUGACAGCCAUGACAAUCCUACCUAGAACAUGGUUAUGGCCCCUUCUCUUUUAGGUUGCUAGAGUAACCUAUUAAAAUACAAGGCAUCAUUAUAAUUGUCUUCAAUUAGGGCUGAGCUUAAGAUUGUUUGUUGACCCAUUUCGAGUAUCAUCAAAUGGAAGGAGGCCAUGAUUUCAUUCA